UUUGGUUCCAUUUUCAAACAAUGCACACGUCCGGCUUAUGAGCCCAAGCAAUUCAAUUAAUCUAAUUACUUGUUUCAUUUCAGCCUUGCUCUUAAAGCCCCAGCCAGGGUCAAAAAAUAUGAUAAGAACAUUUUGGUGAUGAUCAAUCAACUUUGAAUUUUGGUUUUUGGUGUGUUUGCUCCAUCAAACUUGGUUCUUCAUCCCUUCAAAUAUGAUGAUUCCCCUAGGGACAAAGUCAAGCCAACGCUCUUCCACCUUUCCUGGGACAGCCUUGGGCUGCCUUAGCGGCCCAUUUUUAUUCUAGAGCACCAUUUACGUGCUAAGUAGUACCCAUUUGAACUAUCUUUUGUGAUUUCAGUUAUACCUGCAAUGAGGGAUAUCGGUUCAAUUCGUCGGGCACAACAAGCAAAUCCAUUACUUGUCUCAGCAAUGGAACCUGGUCCGAAUUGGGAGACACGUGCGAACGUGAGUUGUGCCAUUCGAUCCGUACUUGAAGCUCCAUUUCUAAUUCGACUUUUUCUUAAUCAUUGCUUAGCCUACGGGUGCAAGGUCAAAACUUACCCGGGUUUCACUGUUAAAGAGGAAGAUCUUGAUCAAUCCAAGCCGAUUCCUGUGGGACACUCCGUUCAUUACAUUUGCAAUGAAAACAAGUACAUUGCCGAGAUUCCUGAAGGGACCAAUCAAUCGUUCACCUUGAAAUGUUUGGAGAGCGAAGUGUUCGAGGAGCCAUCGACCAAUUGGACGUGCAUAGAUUUGCCCAAAUGUGCCAUUCCUUCGGAUCAGACCAAAUUCGAUUACAUAACUGGUCCAAUAAACAACACGUUCCGCAUCUUCAGAGAUGAAAUAAAAGUGGUUUGCCGGGACAACAAAACUUGGAUCAGCAUUGAAGGAAAUACAGCUGCGGAGACCAGUCUGAGUUGUUCUUGGGAUGGAACUUUCAAGCCGAACUUGGAGGACGCCGUGUGUAAAAAGCAAUUUUGUGAUGAUCCGCCCCUUCCUCCGAGCGAUUCGAAUUUGGAGUUAGCGUCAAGAGGACAAGCCGUCAAACUUAAUGAUACGGUGACCUAUCGUUGCCUCGGCGAUGCAAGAUUGGAACAGGGAACCAACUUCAACAUAGAGUGCGGUCAUGACGGCAAUUACCAGAAUUCAUCCUGGCCUACGUGUGUCCUUACCAAGUUUUGCCCGUCGGCCGACCUCCCGCCACCUUUGACCAAUGGAUAUAUCCAAUUAUCGACACAAAACCAGCCAGGAUUCAGGGUUCCCGCCGAAACUUUCAACCUCAGCACCAGCCAACCCAACGGCAUUUCCAAUGCUUCGACCCACGGACCGGGACAAGCUUUCGAUGGGAACUGGGCCACGAUGUUCAAGAUCAACAGUAGUGGGAACAUUCCUUUUCUGCAAGUGGACUUUGGACAAGAGCGAUUGCCACUCUCGAUCAAAUUGGUCCUUCCCAAUGCAUCGUCGGGCUGUAUCAACAACCAUGAAGACUUGCGAGUGGCGGCAUUGAAUUCAUCCCUAAACCCAGGAGAGGAUCCCAGUUCUCGAACUAUCCUUGAGGCCGACAUUCAAAGUGGUAUUUUCAUCUUCGACAAACCCGCUUUGACGCGAUAUCUGGUGGUCCAUGCUCCAACGGGCGGAUCAUCGACACCAUUGUGUAUUGCCGAAAUGGACAUUCAAUUUCGGCCCAAAGUGCCUUACCCUCCGGUGAAAGAUUGCGCCCAGCUCAUGGCUUAUGGAUCUCAAGGAUCCUCUAUUUAUAAUUUGGAUAUUACGGGCGGACUCAAUCCGGAAAAUGUGGCGGAUGUGCUCUGCCGUGAAAGCCAAUGGACACCCAUUCUCCGGCGCUUUCAUCCCCAGGAUGUUAACGACAUGUUUUCGAAAAACCUUUUAUCUGUGAAUUUGAGCCAGCCAUACCUUAAGCGUUACAGGGAUCUAUUUUUGGGAUUGGACAACAUCCACACAUUGUUGUCCACCGAGCCUUAUCAGCUACGCGUCGAAAUGGUGGAUAGGGAUGACAAAUAUAGGCGGGCCGUGUACAAUACAUUCACUAUCGAAAGCUCGUCGUCCCGCUACCGAUUGUCAGUGGACGAUUUCGACCCAUCCCAAUCCGUUGGCGAUCCCGGGGAUGCCAUGCAAUUCGUGAAUGGCGCGGAAUUCGACCCGGGCCCAUCACCCUGUACGGAAUUGCAUGGAGCACCAGGAUGGUUCAAACCCGGGGUCUUGAGGCGCACGUUUUGUUCGAGCGUGAACCUCUUUUGCGGAUUACGACGAGAAUGAUGAGAGGCCGUCAGAACAGGCCAUCUUUUGGGACACGGGGCUCAUUCCAAAGGCGUUUGAAACAAAUCGAGCUGACCAUACGGCCGAAAGACACGAACUACAACGCCAGCAUGACCAAUUAUUUCGAGAACUACCGGAACUCGUUGGAAAGCAACGAAUACGGCACCGUCUAUACGUAUAAGUGCAAUAAAGGACUGGAACUGAGCGGUGGUCAAACCGAAGUGAAUUACACUUGUGGGUGGGACAGUCUAUGGCAAGCCUCCCAAGAUAUUAGCAAUUUGCAAUGUGAAUGGAAGAGGUGCACAGAACCGCCUUUGCUGGAUCCAAGUAAUAAGAUGGAAGUCAAAGAUUGGAGAUACGAUGGUGUGCCUGUACAAGCAAAUGUGGUGACCAUUGGGUGCAAACGAAAUUGGAAAGAUGACAACGGUCAGGACAUAGACAUCCAGGCAUCUUGCCAAGUUGGAAAACAGAUUUGACAUACCUGCAACUGUCAACAACACGAUGUGCCUCGAGA
Tigriopus californicus is the source of this 2791-nucleotide messenger RNA. RefSeq lists its product as uncharacterized. The record is from RefSeq and is a predicted model, not a curated record. Lineage: Eukaryota; Metazoa; Arthropoda; Copepoda; Harpacticoida; Harpacticidae. The coding region runs from base 370 to 2277 and encodes 635 amino acids. The transcript has 13 exons.